Molecule: messenger RNA, 597 nt
Organism: Chaetomium strumarium
Lineage: Eukaryota; Fungi; Ascomycota; Sordariomycetes; Sordariales; Chaetomiaceae
Product: class II glutamine amidotransferase domain-containing protein
Exons: 4
Coding region: 1-597 (198 amino acids)
Biological process (GO): ammonia assimilation cycle
Molecular function (GO): glutamate synthase (NADH) activity
Source: RefSeq, a predicted model, not a curated record
AUGACUAAUGACCCAUCACUUGAAAAGGAUGCCUGUGGUGUCGGCUUUGCAUGCCACAUCAAGGGCAAGCCUAGCCACAAGAUUGUCAGCGAUGCGCGGAACCUCCUUUGCAAUAUGACCCAUCGCGGUGCGGUGGGGUCCGACGCACGAGACGGCGACGGCGCGGGUGUCAUGACCUCCAUUCCUCACAAGUUCUUUGUCAAGAACUUUGAGCGUGAAGAAGGAAUUAAGCUUCCUCCUCCGGGCCAGUAUGCUGUGGGGAACCUGUUUUUCAAGCCUGAUCAGGAGACGUUGCAGGAGUCCAAGCGGCAGUUGGAAGAUAUUGCCGAGAGCUUGGGCCUGAGGAUCCUGGGGUGGCGAGAGCCUCCCGUGGACUCCACGCUCCUUGGUCCUGCUGCCGCCUCUCGUGAGCCUACCAUUCUGCAGCCCUUCGUCGUGCUGCAGUCUGCGUAUGGCUCGGGCAACGCUCCCGAGAUGACGGACCCAGAGAAGUUUGAUGAGAAGCUCUUCGAGAGGCAACUCUAUGUUCUCCGGAAGCGGGCUACCCAUACUGUCGGGCUCCAGAACUGGUCUACCAAUACUACCAUGAUUUGGUGA